Messenger RNA from Microthlaspi erraticum, 2481 nucleotides. The record is from the annotation of a GenBank genome assembly. Lineage: Eukaryota; Viridiplantae; Streptophyta; Magnoliopsida; Brassicales; Brassicaceae.
AUGAAGUCCCCUGCGAAGAUCGGAGAGAAUCGGUUCUUAGGAAACAUAUCGACUUCUACAAUCCGAAAUCUGCUUCCCAGAUCCAUCUACCCGAAGCAGAAAUCAAUCCAAAAUUCACAAACUAAGAGUCUCAAAUCAAACGACGAGAACGCUCCUCCUUGCGACCCAAACAUACAGACUCCUCAUCAUCACACCAACAACAACAACGAUCUCCAAUUGAAGAAAAAAUCGCCUCAGAAAGUAUUUCCCUCCGCGACCCCGAUUCUCCCCAAAGAACAAACUCAGGUUCAGAAAUUUGGGCCAAAUACUUACUCUGAAGAUAAAGAGAAUAUUGAUUCGAUUUCUCCACUGAAGUUUGAAACCAGGAGCGUACUCUCCACAAGAAGUAACUCGAUGACUAAUGAGAUUACAGAGGAGGAAGAUGACCAAUUGGGUGACCAGAUUCGUGAACUUAAGGAGGAACUAAUUAGAACAAAGUCUGAUGGGUAUAAACCUGACGGAAGCAAGAGUGGUGGUCACUUCAAGAGGGAGAGCUUGAGUCAGUUGAGAAUGAGCAUCAACAAGUCUUUAGUCAUGUCAUGUGGAGACAAACAAGAUUCAGAUAAAGAAACAAUGGAUCUGAGUGAGGAUCAUGAUGGUGAUGUGAUGGAGCUGAACAAACACGUUGAGAGUUUUCACAGUUAUUCUUCUGAUGUUGAUGACGACUUGAGAGACUCUAUGCAAUCUUCCUUUGCAAGUGCUUCGUGCUGUGAAGCAGAGUCGAUGAGUGGAGAUGAUGAGAUCUGCUCAGAUGAUGUAGAGAGGAUUCACAAAGACUGUGCUUUGGCUGAUUCUGAUUCUAAAAGCACUGCUAAAAAUGGGAUUUCAAUCAGUUUACCGCAUCAGACACGUAUUCUUGAAGAGCCUCCUCUGUCAGAAUCUCCAAAGAUUAGGAACUUCAGGAAGAGCGUGGCUGCAUCAUCAAAGUUUCAGGCGAGUCCUAGGCCUGUAGCUGAAAGCUCCAACAUAGAACAGUUUGGGCCUUCUGUGUCCAAGAAGACUUUGAGUCCAACAGAUUCUUUAGCUGCAAGUCUCCAGAGAGGACUGCAGAUUAUAGACUGUCACCAACGGAGCUCGCUGUCAAACAGAUCUUCUGUUUCCUUCUCGUUUGGGCAUCUGUCUUUGAAGCCUUGUGAUGAAGCUGAGAAUCUUCGUGCUUCGGUUAAGUCGUUACAGGAAGAUAGACCUAAAGAAGGUGGAUCGUCGAUUCUUCUCUGCCUUUCUUGCAGACAGAAACUUGACCAAGAAGCUGAAGGAGGAGGAUAUAAGGCAACAGAAGAAGCUUGCACGGAUGAGAAGCAUCUCAAGAACAUGUGUGUGGAACAGGCUACCAAAAUUGAGCAGCUAACUCGUCUGUUGGACCAAUACAAACAGAACACUGUGCAAGAGCCACAAAAGCUAAUGAAAUCUGAUGAUGGAGAAGAUGAAAUAGAGGUGGUGAAGGAAACAUACGAGACAAACCAACUAGGUGAAGAGUUUGGGAAGAUAAGGAUUGACCAGAGUGAAAAGGAAGCUCUUCUGAAGGAGAUUUCAGAGCUCAAGAGCAAGCUGCUGCCUGCAAAAUCAACAGAUAAUCUGAGAUCAUCUCUGCUCUUAAGGUCCUUCCAAAUGAGGAAAAGCACUGAUCUCACCAAGAACGCUGAGAACAACAACAGCGAUGUUGUCCUAGAGGAAGAACGUGAAAAGUGGACAGAAAUGGAGAGUGAGUGGAUAUCUUUGACAGAUGAUCUAAGAAUGGACAUUGAUAGCCACCGUAGACACGCAGAGGAUCUGGAGAUGGAGCUCAGAAAGGAGAAAAUGGCUACAGAGGAGUUAAACGACGCUCUUGGCAGAGCCAUGCUUGGUCACAGUCGAUUCAUCGAGCAGUACACGGAGCUUCAGGAGAAGUAUGAUGAGUUAGCUGAGACGCACAGUGUGACGAUGGCGGGAAUAGUCGAUGUGAAGAAAGCAGCGGCUAAAGCAGCUGUGAAAGGUCGUCAUGGGAAGCGUUUUGCAAAGGCUUUUUCAGCUGAGCUUACUGCCAUUAGAGCUGAGAAGGAGAAAGAAAGAGAGUUCUUGAAAAAGGAGAACAGGGCACUUAAGAUCCAGCUGAGAGAUACAGCUGAAGCUGUGCAAGCUGCUGGAGAAUUACUUAUCAGACUCCGAGAAGCUGAGCAAUAUGUAGGAUCCUCUGAGGUACGUUUCAGUUUACUUGAAGAGGAGAAUGAGAAGUUGAAGAAUCAAAUGGAGAAGUUGAAGAGUAAGCACAAAACAGAAAUGAGCACAAUGAAGCAGUAUCUUGCGGAAAGCAAAUUGCCAGGGUCUGCAUUGGAGCCGUGGUUCAAGGAGAAUGAGCAAGAGGAAGAACACGGAACCGGUGUGGUUAGCUAUGACGAUUAUGCAGACGAUCAGGCGUGGAGAGCUGAGUUUGGAGCCAUAUACCAAGACCAAGACCGUUACUGA